AUGUUGAUGAAGACCGUACUCAUGAAUUUUGAACAGAAGGUAUUCUUCUCAAAAACGUUCCUCGAGCACUACGAUGACAUUUACGCUGAGUUUAUUGAUGACGAUCAUGACAUCGAUAUUUCUGUAGUUAGCCUAACCGUGCAAUUUUUGACGGUCCCCAGCAUAGCAAGACGUUUGAUUGCUGAAGAUGGUGCUAUGCGGACAGUGUUUACAACGCUCAUGAAACACACCGAUAAAUUCACCAAAGAAGCCCCUAACGAUUUGUCUCGUUUUGACUUUGCUAAACACUCCUUCCCGGUCACUGUGAGAAGAGGGAUUCAUAUGAUGCGUGAUCUAGCGUAUAUUCUAACUUGCGUUCCUUCGAAAGCAGAUUGGAACGAUCAAUUAAGAGAACGCUUUAUAGAAGGAUGUCAAUCUCUGAUACAAUUUUUGCAUCGUAUGCAGGGGAUGGAUGAAGUGAAACGACUCUCUGUAGAACAUCAAGUUUGGGAAUUGGAAUGGGAAACAGCAUUCAACAUUCAACUUCGCAUACAGGAUAGUCUGGGCUACGUUAUCGCUUGGGCGGGAUCUGACCGUGCAACCCAUCGUGCAUUCUUACGUCUUUGCCUUGAUGCACUUCUGCUUCACCCUCCUUCAUGCUUGGAAGAGCCGGCAGGGGCUACUCACACUGUCGUUGAUGUCAACGGAGAAUCAACAGUUAUAAGUCCAUUUGACGUUCUGCGUGGUGCUGUAUCUAUUCCAUCAGCCGUUGUGGUUGGAGCUGCGAUACGUCCACCAACGGAUUUUCUGCUGCACAUCAUAUGCCGAUUCCGAUUAGUGCAGUGGGCUGAUCAAUCUGGUGAUGGAGGGUCAAAGCAUUCCACUCCAUUUGGAAAAAUGGAGCCUGAAGAAACUGGAAAAAUCAUAGUCAUAUUGGCGGAGGAAAUGCUGCAUUUACUUAUUAUGAUACUUGGUGAACGAUACCAUCCUGGUGUGGGAAAAUGCACGUUCACGGAACAAGUGCAACGUGAAGUAAUCCAUGUGCUCUGUACAGGACCACAACCCUUCAGCCACAUUCAAAAGCGGAUGUCUCACGAUCCUAUGGUGGAGCGCAUAUCUCUGCAUGAAGUCGUUAACAGUGUCGCCAACUUCGUAAAGCCAACAACAACGUCUGCUGGACAGUUUCAUUUGAAAGAUUCUUUACUCACCGAAUACAACCCGUUUUUCUACCACUACUCGAAGAGCGACUUGUCACAGGCCGAACAAUAUCAGCAGAAAAUCCGCUCGAAACUCGAUCGGAAGUUACAAGCGUGUCCACCGCCUGUUCCCAUCGAAUUUGAGCCAUUCUUCGCCUCUGUUCGAAAUAUAUUAAAGACCCCAUGUCUUAUCAAAAUCCUGAAGCUCGUUUUGGAUAGAACAGGAAAGCGGAGCCGUUUCUCGAGUGAUCGUCUUUUCCAUAGGAGCCUCCCUUGA
Messenger RNA from Ostertagia ostertagi, 1452 nucleotides. The record is from the annotation of a GenBank genome assembly. Lineage: Eukaryota; Metazoa; Nematoda; Chromadorea; Rhabditida; Trichostrongylidae.